AGUGUGUUUUUCAGUCGUUCCGCUCAUCUGCUGGUUAAACAGUAAGGAUUGUAUAGGUAACAAAAUUUUCAGAGAACCACAGGCCACACAACCAUCAACUUUUCUUAGUGUCAUUUAUCUAACAUUUGACGCGAGAGUUAAUUUCUCGAGGAUAGCAGUAUUACUGCACGUAACAGUUGCUUUUGUAUAAGUGACAAAAAACGUGUCGAGUUCGUUUUGUGGGAUGACGAGCAUGUGAUUUUUUUUCGUUAACAUUGAAGAAUUCCAGAUAUUGGCUUUCAGCUCGUGAGAGUUGCCGGAACAUCGGUUCUAUAUGAGUCAGCCGACCGGCAAGUUGAUUGGAGUCAAGCGAAAGCACAGUGACGAGAACCAGGUGGAGGCAAAAAAGCCUGCCAUGGAGGAGGCAAAAAGAGCCAAUUUCUCUGCGUUGGUCAAUACAAAUGGUUUGGCAAAAACAUCACCAGCCGUAGGCAAACCAACUGCAGGCAAUGUCAAGAAGAUUGUCAUCAAGUCCAUGAAGGAACUCCCUCGAUUGCCAGACAAUUACCAGGAUAUUGCUUGGCAGAAGCUGGAAGAAGCUGUUGUCGCCAUUCAGAAUUCCACCUCUAUUAAAUCCGCCCUAGAAGACUUAUAUCAGGCUGUGCAAAACCUUUGCAGUCACAGUUUUGCCCCCCUUGUGUACAGCAAGUUAAAAAACUUGACAGAAGCACACGUUCAAUCUAAUCUAGCCCAGUUUUUGGCAGAAUCCAUUGAUCCCUGUGUGUUCCUGAAAAUGAUGAAUGACUGUUGGCAAUCUCACUGCCAACAAAUGAUUCUCAUUCGUGGCAUAUUUCUUUAUCUGGAUCGUAAAUAUGUACUUCAGAAUCCAGGAGUCAUGUCACUCUGGGACAUGGGCUUAGACACGUUUAAGGUCUACAUCAUUAGCGAUCCACUAGUCCAGACCAGGACGGUCGACGGCCUGCUCUUGCUCAUUGAUAAAGAGCGGCAAGGUGACACGGUCGAACGUUCCCUCUUGAAAUCACUGUUGCGCAUGCUCUCCGACCUUGGCAUCUACCACGAGGCCUUUGAGACCAAGUUUUUGUCAUCGACGGAACAAGUCUACAGCACCGAGGGCCAGCACCUGAUGCAAGAACGCGAAGUGCCUGAAUAUCUCGCCCAUGUCGAUAAAAGAUUGCACGAAGAGAACGAGAGGCUUCUUCACUAUCUCGAUCACUCGACCAAGAGAGCUUUGAUAACGACGGUGGAGAAACAGCUGAUUGGGGAACAUCUGGUGCAGAUCUUGCAGAAAGGAUUGGACGCGCUUGUCGAAGAGAAUCGCAUUUCCGAUCUGAAACUCAUGUUCAGUUUACUGUCGCGAGUCAAGAACGGGCCGCAAGAACUCAACACGAAUUUCUGCAUGUACGUCAAGAAGCGCGGGCGAACCAUCGUUAUCGAUCCCGAGAAGGACAAGACGAUGGUCCAGGAGCUGCUCGACUUUAAGGAAAAGUUGGACAAUAUUGUCGUCACGUGUUUCGGCCGUAACGAGAAAUUUGUCAAUAGUCUCAAAGAGUCUUUUGAGAAUUUUGUCAAUCAGAGAUUGAACAAGCCAGCGGAGCUUAUUGCCAAAUUCGUUGAUUCAAAGUUACGAUCUGGCAACAAGGAAUCAACUGAGGAAGAGAUGGAACGGUUACUCGAUAAAAUAAUGGUUUUAUUUCGAUUCAUUCAUGGCAAAGAUGUUUUUGAAGCCUUCUACAAAAAGGAUCUGGCCAAACGUCUAUUGGUGGGCAAAUCGGCCAGCGUCGAUGCGGAGAAGAGCAUGCUGUCCAAGUUGAAGCAAGAGUGCGGUGGCGGUUUCACUUCUAAAUUAGAGGGCAUGUUUAAAGAUAUGGAAUUAUCCAAGGAUAUCAACGUCGCCUUCAAACAGUAUCUUGCUCAUCUCAAUCAACCUGAGUUGACCAACAUGGAUCUGACUGUGAACAUCCUGACAAUGGGUUAUUGGCCAACGUAUGCACCUAGUGAAGUCACUCUGCCUCCCGAAAUGGUCCAUUUUCAAGAGACUUUUAAAAAGUUUUACUUGGGUAAACAUUCUGGCCGCAAACUGCAAUGGCAGCCUUCACUGGGCCUGUGCGUUUUGAAAGCCUCAUUCCCAAUGGCUACCAAAGAGCUUCAGGUCUCUUUGUUUCAGACUUUGGUGCUUUUGUUGUUCAAUGCGGCCGAUGAGUUGCCAUUCGAGGAGAUCAAAGCCUCCACGAAUAUCGAGGAUGCUGAAUUAAGACGAACUUUGCAAUCGCUGGCAUGUGGAAAGGCUCGUGUACUUCGAAAAGUGCCAGCAGGAAAAGACAUUUUGGAUGGCGAUAGAUUCAGCUAUUGCAAGGAUUUUACCAACAAAUUGUUCAGAAUCAAAAUUAAUCAGAUUCAAUUAAAAGAAACGACGGAAGAGCAAAAAGCGACGGAAGAGCGAGUGUUCCAGGAUCGGCAGUACCAGAUCGACGCAGCUAUCGUCCGUAUUAUGAAGAUGCGCAAGACACUCACCCACAAUCUACUCAUAACCGAACUGUACAAUCAGCUCAACUUCCCGGUCAAGCCCGCCGAUUUGAAAAAGAGAAUCGAAUCCCUUAUCGAUAGAGACUACAUGGAAAGGGACAAGGACAAUCCAAACCAGUACAACUAUGUGGCGUGAUCACCUACGAAAACAAUAACAAGAACUUUCCCAGCCUAUUUAAAUGAGUACCAGGUGUUGUGGGGAGCGUGAAAAAAAAAACAAAUAAAAGAGAAGAUGGAAAUAGAAA
Messenger RNA from Daphnia carinata, 2768 nucleotides. RefSeq names its product cullin-4A-like (gene Cul4). The coding region runs from base 314 to 2659 and encodes 781 amino acids. The transcript has 11 exons. NCBI's taxonomy places the organism in Eukaryota, Metazoa, Arthropoda, Branchiopoda, Diplostraca, Daphniidae. Gene Ontology annotation, biological process: DNA damage response; protein ubiquitination; ubiquitin-dependent protein catabolic process. Gene Ontology annotation, molecular function: ubiquitin protein ligase binding. The record is from RefSeq and is a predicted model, not a curated record. Gene Ontology annotation, cellular component: Cul4-RING E3 ubiquitin ligase complex.